Molecule: messenger RNA, 949 nt
Organism: Nicotiana tabacum (common tobacco)
Lineage: Eukaryota; Viridiplantae; Streptophyta; Magnoliopsida; Solanales; Solanaceae
Product: temperature-induced lipocalin-1
Biological process (GO): response to reactive oxygen species; lipid metabolic process
Cellular component (GO): cytoplasm
Source: RefSeq, a predicted model, not a curated record
CUCACUAAACCUUAUCAAAAACCCAAUCCAAAACCCCUUAUAUAAAAAUUACUAAAACCCCUUCUCCAACCUUCAAAAAUCUUGAGAAAAAAAAAAUAUUUUCUUGAAAUCUGAAAAUAUUUUCUUGAAAAAUGUCCACAAAAGAAAUGGAAGUAGUGAGGAAUUUGGAUGUUGAAAGAUACAUGGGAAGAUGGUAUGAAAUAGCUAGUUUUCCAUCAAGAAAUCAGCCUAAAAAUGGUGUAAACACAAGAGCCACUUACUCUUUAAAUCCAGAUGGUACAGUUCAUGUGUUAAAUGAAACUUGGAGUGAUGGAAAAAGAGGUUCAAUUGAAGGGACUGCAUAUAAAGCUGAUCCUAAAAGUGAUGAAGCUAAGCUUAAAGUGAAGUUUUAUAUUCCUCCAUUUUUGCCAAUUAUUCCUAUUGUUGGUGAUUAUUGGGUUCUUUAUAUUGAUAAUGAUUAUCAAUAUGCUUUGAUUGGUCAGCCUAGUAGGAAUUAUCUUUGGAUAUUAUGUAGGAAAACACAUCUUGACGAAGAGAUAUACAACAUGCUGAUUGAGAAGGCUAAAGAAGUAGGCUAUGAUGUGAGUAAACUUCACAAGACACCUCAGUCUGAUCCUCCACCAGAGGGUGACGAUAGCCCACAGGACACCAAAGGAAUUUGGUGGCUUAAAUCAAUCUUUGGAAAAUAAACAUGCAGUAAAUAUAUAUAUGGUUAAAAAAAAAAAAAACAAGAGGACAAAAACUGUGGUGUUGUUGUAAGAGAGUUUUUGCUGUUAAUUCCAUAUGUUUUAAGGUUGUAUUUAUUUCCUAAAAUGUCUUUUUAUUUUCUGGAACUUUGUAAAGUUGAUAGUAAGUAGUGUCAAGUAUGUGGUGAUUGUAAAAUAGAGUUUGUUGUUAAUUUUGCAUUUGAAUUUUAUUAUGUAUGAAAAUGUUGUUGCUUUAUUUGGUA